This is a messenger RNA of Carlito syrichta (Philippine tarsier), 867 nucleotides long. RefSeq names its product intercellular adhesion molecule 3 (gene ICAM3). The coding region runs from base 16 to 867 and encodes 283 amino acids. Gene Ontology annotation, biological process: cell adhesion. Gene Ontology annotation, molecular function: integrin binding. The record is from RefSeq and is a predicted model, not a curated record. The transcript has 4 exons. NCBI's taxonomy places the organism in Eukaryota, Metazoa, Chordata, Mammalia, Primates, Tarsiidae.
GCGCUGGGAGACCGGAUGCUGAAUCCCGCGGUCACAAGCCGCGGGGACGCCCUCGCGGCCACGGCCACGGCCCCAGCGCCCGAAGAUCAGGAGGGCCCUCGGGAGGUGGUCUGCACCGUGACCCUGGGGGACGAGAGUCGCGAGGCCCGGAAGAACCUGACGGCGUACCGCUUCCCAGGGCCCAUUCUGAACCUGAGCGAGCCCCGCGCCCCCGAGGGGUCCACAGUGACCGUGACUUGCAUGGCCGGAACCCGAGUCCAGGUCGCGCUGGACGGGGUGCCGGCCGCGGCCCCCGGGGAGCCCGCUCAACUCCAGCUAAACGCCACCGAGGGCGACGACGGGCGCAGCUUCUUCUGCAGUGCCACCCUCGAGCUGGACGGGGAGAUCUUGCGCAAGAACAGGAGCGUCCAGCUGCAUGUCCUGUACGGUCCCAAGAUUGAUCGAGCCAAAUGUCCCCAGCUCUGGAAGUGGAAAGAGAAAACGACCCAGGUCCUGCAGUGCCAGGCCCGGGGCAACCCGGUCCCCGAGCUGCGGUGCUUGCAGGAAGGCUCCAGGCGCGAGGUGCCUGUGGGGAAACCAUUCUCCGUCAGUUUAGAAGACGGAGGCACUUAUCACUGCCAAGCGGCCAGCUCGCGGGGCACGUACACCCUGGUCGUGGUGAUGAACGUGCAGGAUCAAAAUUCCCUCUCCGCCAACAUCCUUCUGGGGGUGUUAGCGGUCCUGGGCGUGGUGACUGUCGCAGUGGCCUUAACGUACGUCUUCGGGGUGCAGAAGCGGAGCGGCCACUACCGUGUGAAGCAGCGGAGCCCCUCGCUGCCCCUCAGGUCUAUGCAGCCCAGCGAGGCCGUGGGGGAAGACCCGUCCUGA